UUUUCCUGGGUGAUCACCCUAGCAACGGCCUGCUGUCCAAUGACCGCGCUUGCCUCGACGGUUGCUGGACAUCACGUGGUCCUGCUCUGAUUUCGCAUGACUUCGAGUGGCUCCAAAGGGUCUUCGCCAUUGCAUCCCAGAGGGACGAGCGCGCCACAGCUAGUCCGUUCCUGUGUCUUCUGGAGGCUGUCGUCACCAGAUUUGUCACCAGGACAGUUUGUUUUCCAGUGAAAGGCCACUUUCAUCCCUCACCACUGUGAAAAGUUGAUGGCAAGUGAAUGCCUUGUACCUUGGGAGCAGAAUCUUCAAAUGACUUUUGAAAAAUGCCUUUGAAAUAUCUUUAAUGUCUAAAAAAGUCAUAAGAACUAGGUAGCUUUUUGGUCUUACGUUGUCAAGAACUUAGAUUUUUUUCUAUUGUAAAAUAUGGAUGAGCUUUAUUUUUAAGUUAACUCAUUUUGCAGGAGUUUGAAUUUAAUGGAUUAUGUUAACUAAUUUUGCAAAAUCUAAUUAUGGCUGAGCUCUAAGAAAAUCUUGUGCAAACUUUAAUUAUUUACCUUGUGGGAAGAAAUGAAAGGAAAACAAUGUUUAUGCUUUGCCUGCUAUGAACCAGAUAUGAUGCUGAUUGCUUAACUGUGUCAUUUGGUCUUCACAGCCCUGUGGAGUAGAUAUUAUUCCAGCUUUACAGAUUAAGAAAUUAAGACACGGAAAGAUUAAAUACCUGCCAAAAGCAAAAUAUCAAAUUUUGCAAUUUGGUCUUGGGCUUGAGUAUUUCUUAAAGCCCAGUUAUUUUUCCUGUGCCCUGGUACUUCAAAUUUGUUUAUAAUAAAUGGUUGCUAUAUCUGCAAUGUCCAGAUGCAAAGUGAAUCUGAUUUACAUGUUAUAACCCUGAGGAUUUGUUGCAUGUUACACAUGUGUUUCAUGAUGAAUAGUUGGGAGGAUGCUGUGAAUACCCAAAUAAUAAAAUAAUAGUAGCCAACAGUUGGUGCCUUUGCUAUACUAGUCAUUGUUCUAAGCAUUUAAUCCUCAUAACUCCAUGAAGCUUGUACUAAUUUCUGGCCUUUACGCAAUGUUAUGGUUGUGAGAUUUGUCCUUGUGCAUAGCAAUAGUUAAUUUCUUCUCAUUGCUGUGUAAUCUUCCUUUGUUCAAAACAUCAUAGUUUAAUUGUACAUAGCUUGUUAUUACUUGUAUCAGGAAAAAUACACAUAGUAUAAAAUAAUAAAAUUUGGUUGAAGUUACAGCUCAAAUUAGAUAUAGUUUAUAACUGCAUAGUUCCCACAGUAUUAGCCUACAUUUAUCUAACUUGAGACUUAAUUCUCCCUUCAUUCUGACUGUCAUUAUGGUCUGGCUCUGGAUGGAUAAAUAGAAUUAGCACUCUCAUGUAUGUCCCCCUUCUAGUGCCAUGAUGCCAGCCAGGGUUCAAAUCCUUACUACAAGAUAUGAUAUGAUUGCAUUGCACUCCAUGUUUUUUUCCUAUUUGCAGUUAAAUGACCCAGAAUCAUAACCAAGCCUACACAGUUCUGAAAGAUCUUCAGCUGAUAAUUUUAUAUACAUUCAUUUAGGUUUAAUAUGAAAUUUGACUAUGGAAGCAAUCAUAAUCUUAGAGCUGAAGUGACCUUAGGGAUAAUCUCAGCCAGUUUUCGCCAGUCAGAUGAGAAGGCGGUAUCUCAGGUGGUCUGCCCAGCCCACACCCUGGUGGAGACCCAAGGUGGAGCAGACUCCUGACUCACAUUUGAAGGCCUGCUGGAGUUCCUUUACAAAAGCAGUUAGGAAUCUUAGGAAUCAUGUUGCCUUGUUUCCAGCAUUUAAUCUGUAACCUUUAAAUUGUGAAGCAUUCAGUUCACAAUUUGGUAUUGUGUUUGAUCUUGAUUCUCAUUCCUAUGUGUGGUCAAUGUAGUUCUUCAAGCUUUAAAGGUUUAUUCUAAAUCACAAACAGGAAAAUUCUAAAAUUCAACCAGGACUCCAAUUUGAGUUGGCUUGUGAGAACAUAUCCAUACUAAGUUUAUUAACGUAGUAUGUAAAGUAACAUUUUUAUGCAUUGCUUUUCAGGAAUAGAAGGCUUAUCAGUCCUAGAUGGCCAAGCAGUUUCACAAAUAAAGCCUCCAGCAAGUUUAAAAAUAAUUAGGUCCAACUCAGAGAAGUGAAGUUGCUCCUAUUGUGCAAUGAUGUCUAGCUGCUCCGGUGAAGUUGAUGUGGUAAGAACUCGAAUCACUACUUGUGAUGAUGAUAAUGGCAUUCUUUAUGCAUAUCAAUCAAAGGCUGGAUAUGCCAAUGCAAAUCAGCAAAAUGUACAGGCUGACACAUCCCAUGAAGAGCGCCAAAAAACAAUUGUGGAUAUCCUGAGUCGUUGCCAGGUCAUCCAAGAUGCUGUUCAAAAGCUGGAUAAGAAGUUUAAUAUCAUUCAUAAAAAGGUUGCAAAAAUUUACCGUUUUCGUACAAAAUUAAUCUGGCAAAAUCGGAAGCCACUUGGAUAUGCAUACAAACAUUAUACUUACCUGCUUUCUCGAAAGGUCAAAUUGCAGAAAAAGGAGGAGGAUGUGUCUCUUCCUGCUUCAUUGUCUUAUACAGCAAGUUAUAGCCCAACUAUACCAGUAAGAAGACCAACAUAUGAUUCCCAGAGCAACAUUGCAGGAACAUAUGGCUCAUCACAGGAUUCCAUAAUGCGUGAUUACAACACUGAAGAGACGCGUCUUAGCCAGAGUCCAAAAUUCCCUUCUGUCUACACACAGGAAGAUCCACCAUAUUACGCUUCUGAUGAGCUAGUGCAGCGCUCCCCUUGCAGUCAAGGGUCUCACAGCUCCACCAAUGUCUUCUCAGCUGCCCAAGCUUCCACAUCAGUACCUGCAGCUAAGCCUGAGAUGAUGGCUUAUCCAGCUUUGCAGGAAAGGGAUUGCCCGGGUCAUGACACCUCAUCUUCCCACAUCCCAGCCACUGCCUCUUCAGGUUCAUCAGCUGAAACUGACCAGUGUGAGGUACACGACUUCCCUGAUGACCCUUCAGCUUGGACAGUAGAUGAUGUGGUCCUGUUUCUACAGCAUUUAGAUCCUGAGAUAUUCGCCCCCAUUGCCAACACCUUCAGGCAUCAUGACAUUGAUGGGUCAGCUCUGCUACUGCUCCCGACUGAUAUUAUGAUAAAGCAUAUGGGAAUUAAGCUGGGGACAGCUCUGAAGUUGUGCCACUACAUCAAAAAGCUUAAAGCACACAAAGGCAUUGAUUUUUGAAAAAAAAGUUUGUGUCGAUUUACAUUAGACUUAAUUCUGGGAGACCAAUGCCAUCUCGAUGUAAAAUCAUUCCAUUGCCCUUAGAGAUUUUUGUGUUGUAGAAGGUUCCUCUAAAAUUUUGUUACAUCUAGAAUUGCAGAACUACACUGCAGUUCAUUCUGUUUGUUUAGAAACUGUUUAACACAUUACUAUUAGUGUAAUCAAAUUAGUAAUUGGUUCUUUAUAUCUUUUUAUUAUCAUUGUAUAGCUAAAAAUAUACUUCAUAUGAGAAACACUUUUGAUUUCAGUUGAUGUUUAUAUAUAGAGCCAAAACAGCUAAAUCCCAAAGAGGAAGUAUCAGGGAUUGACAAGUUCUCUAAUAAAAUCCAUGAGAAGUUUUCCUUAGAAGAGAAUUCAAAGAUGCACCUACAGAUAUCAUCUCUUUCUCAAAUAUUUUGUGUCUGUUAUAACAGUGUUCUGUUCAUGUU
Messenger RNA from Myotis daubentonii (Daubenton's bat), 3685 nucleotides. It is a transcript of the gene SCML1, whose product is annotated as Scm polycomb group protein like 1. NCBI's taxonomy places the organism in Eukaryota, Metazoa, Chordata, Mammalia, Chiroptera, Vespertilionidae. Gene Ontology annotation, molecular function: protein binding. The record is from RefSeq and is a predicted model, not a curated record.